AGACGAUGGUUACCACUUACCCUCCCUGAGUUUGCUGGUUGGGUCAUGGGUGUCGGAAGAGUGUAGAGGGGAAAUAACGAUCAGAUUCAGAGAAGCAAUGAGAAGGGUCCCUUUGCAUUCAAAAUCCACCGCCGCCACAAUGGAAGAAGAAGAAGAAGAAGAAGAAGAGCACCUUGAGAACAGCAACAACAGCAGCUGCUACUACCCUGGUUGCAAGAAAGAUGCUAAUUGCAGCUGUGAGAUUUGCUUGGCCAGCAUCAAUGCCACCCUUGAUCUCAUGCCAAUGAGCAUUCACAAAAGCUCUCUCACCAAGCUCUCUGCUUCCAAACCCAACAACAAUCUUGAGUGUACUCCAACUCCAAUCUCCUUUGACGCUUCCCAUUUGUCCACACCAAAGUCAACUGCUUCUCACAUACUACCAUCUUCUACACCUGCCAUUAAGUCCACUGCUAGAUCAUCAUCAGUUUUCAACCAGAAAAUGCAUAACGACGAGGAGGACAAGAAGAAGGGAAAACAACGGUGUUUCACUGGUCUCAAUAUCUUGAGAAUUCUGCUGGGUUUAGGGUUCCUUUUGUGCGCAGAUAUUGUUUUCCCCAAGAUUGUUUCUGGGAUCAUUCGCCCUGCCUUGUCACCUGAUUUGGUGAAAAGGGUUGGUGAGAAAUGCUGGCAUGUGCAGGAUUUGAAUGGAAAGUUGAGGUUUUUGCAGAAAGAGUUGGCAAGUUUUGUUGAUGGAAAGGUUUCUAAUUGCAGCCAUGUUCAUUCCCUCUGGAAAAUCAGCAAGGAUGGUGUACUAUUGAAUUCAAGGUGCACAUUGUACAAAUCAGCAAUUGAGGAAGUAACAGUAUGGGGAUGGCCUUUGCAGACAUCAGGAUUGCUCACAACUGGCUUCUCUUCCACAACAUUCACUAUCUUAUCUGGAAGACUCUCUGAGUGGAAUGGUGGACAUGUUAGCUACUUGGUUAGAAAGGCCAAUGCUUCAUGGGUUCAACCAAAAUGGGGUGCCUCCGUGGUUCAAUUACACCCCAACACAUGGAUUCUUCAAUAUCGAAGAAGCUAUUGCACCAGAUUGCAUUCAGCAGCACUGGACUUCCUUAAAUCUAGGAUCUCAAGAAUUGUUGGCAGAGUCAAGAAAAGUUUUUGGAUGCUUGCUGCAGUGGAGGAUACUUUAUACAAUGAAUUCAGAGCAAACAAUGGGAUUCAAAUCCCAACUUGAAGCCUAAACAAGCAAAGCUCAUUUUGGAGUUAUCAUCAAUCAAAUAAAGAUUAGCAUGGACCAGGUUCUCAUUUCUUAUGAGAAGCUUCAUUUUCUUCUGCUAAGGUUCUUUUUAAUUUGCAUUUUUCUUUCAACCAUGGAUCGAUACUCAUUAGUUUGACUAGUCUAAUUUGCCACGUCUGUUUUAGAGGAAAGCGGCGCCAGAAUGUGAUUUGGUCAAAAACUGAAAUUACAUUCUCAACUUUCAAAUGUGUAUUUGUUGUUUUUCAAUCGAAGUUUUUC
Arachis stenosperma is the source of this 1495-nucleotide messenger RNA. RefSeq lists its product as uncharacterized. The transcript has 4 exons. Gene Ontology annotation, cellular component: endoplasmic reticulum. Bases 98 to 1213 code for a protein of 371 amino acids. The record is from RefSeq and is a predicted model, not a curated record. Lineage: Eukaryota; Viridiplantae; Streptophyta; Magnoliopsida; Fabales; Fabaceae.